AUGAUUGCGACUCCUGCAACCAACGGCCACAUGCCGCCCGACGCGGAGCCCAGUCCCGAUGCCCUGGACGCAGUGGACUACGACCCGAUCGACCACCUCAACGCCAUCUUCGCCCAUCCUUCCUCUCUAUCGUCCGUCUCCCAGAUCUCCAGCGCCCUUCACACAUACGAAGAUGAAUUGGACGAUGACAUCGGCACACUCGUGGAGACCCAGGUCACCUCCAACGCGGAGAGCGUGGAACGCAUCCAGACAGCAAAGGCUGACCUGUCCGAGCUGUUCAAGAAGAUAGACGACGUGCGCGAGCGCGCGUCCAAAACAGAGCAGUCCAUUACGGACAUGACCGCCGACAUCAAGCAAUUGGACAAUGCGAAGCAGAACCUCACCCUGUCCAUGACGGCGCUGAAGCGCCUGCAGAUGUUGACCACCGCGUACGACCAACUGCAGGCGCUCAGCCGGACACGCCAGUACCGCGAGUGUGCGCAGCUGCUUCAGGCAGUCAUCCAGCUGAUGGCACAUUUCAAGUCAUACCGAUCCAUAGACCAGAUUGCCAUCUUGAGCAAAAAUGUGGCGGACAUACAACGGCAACUGCUGGAGCAAGUCUGCGAGGACUUUGAGAUGGCUUUCUCCAAGAGCGAAGUGGCUCAGAAGCGGGGGAUCUUGUCGGAGGCGUGCCAGGUCGUGGACGCUCUGGGCGAGCACGCCCGGUCUCGAUUGGUAACCUGGUACUGCAACACCCAGCUACGCGAGUACCGGCAGGUCUUCCGGAAUAAUGAAGAGGCAGGCUCCUUGGACAACAUCUCUCGCAGAUACGCGUGGUUUCGGCGCAUAUUGAAGAUCUAUGACGAGGAGAAUGCGGCCAUCUUUCCGACCUCCUGGCGGGUCAAUGAGAUUCUGGCCAAUGUCUUCUGCGAAGGCACGCGCGAGGAUUACAAGGGCAUUCUCUCCCGGUCUGUGCGCAGCGGCCAAACCAUCGAUGUCAAUCUUCUGCUCUCGUGUUUGCAGGAAACACUGGACUUCGAGCAUUCGCUUGAACGUCGCUUUGCGCCCCCGACACGACAAUCCACCGACACCUUCGCCUCAAACGAGGCUCCUGUGUUCAGUCAAUCUAUCUCUGAAGCCUUUGAGCCGUAUCUCAGUGUCUGGGUUGAGGCUCAGGAUAAGCAGCUGGCUGCACUGCUGCCCAAGUACCGACAGCAGCCCCUGAGACCCAUCGAUGAAGAGUUUGACUCGCACACGGUGAUCCCAUCGUCCACCGAACUGUUCGCAUUCUACAGGCACUCCUUGCAGCAGUGUGCCAAGCUCUCAACAGGAAACAGUCUAGCGGAGCUGGCAAAGGUGUUCGCCAAGUAUCUGGAUCAGUACGCACAGCAGGUCCUUCUCAACUAUAUAAGCGAGCGGCCCUCGGCUCAUACACCAUCGAAAACGCCAUCAGAGGAGGACCUUAUCUCGGUUCUCAACACCGCCGACUACUGCUACACGACAUGCACCCAAUUAGAAGAGAAAAUCAAGGGGAGACUCGAUGAUUCUAUCAAGCAGAGCGUGGACCUACAGAGCCAGGCCGACUCCUUCAUGGGGAUCGCUUCGGCUGCUGUUCGAGGCCUUGUGCGGAAGGUGGAACUUGACCUGGAGUCUUGCUGGCGGGAAAUGCGCAAUACGCCAUGGAGCAGGAUGGAGGCUGUCAGUGAUCAGAGCUCCUAUGUGGGCGAGAUUCUUUCACGGACGAAGACGAGGGCGUCGGAGAUCACACAGCUGUUGCACAAGCAGCAGUAUGCGCGGGCUUUCGCCGACCAUCUGGUCGAGCUCAUCUCGAGCUUGUUCAUUAGUAACGUCUUCCAGUGCAAGCCUGUCUCAGAAACGGGCGCAGAGCAGAUGCUGCUCGACUCCUACACCCUCAAAAGCGGCCUUUCAUCCCUUCUUCCCGCUCCAGCUCCAGCAGGAUUCGUCAAACGCGUGAACAACAGCUUCUUCAAAAUCGAAGCCCUCCUCAAGACCCUCCAGGUCCAACCCUCACCACCAGAGGCUCUCGUACAAGCCUACCUGAUUCACAUCGCGGACCGCAACAAUAACAACUUCCGCAAGAUCCUCGACAUCAAAGGCAUCCGCAACCGCCAAGAGCAAAACCACCUCGUCGAGCUAUUCCAGCUCCACCGCGCAUCAGACCGCUACGCCUCGAACCUACAGCAAAGCAAUCCGAUCCUCACAGCCUUCCAAACCUCCACGGCGACUACCACGGGUUCUGUUUCCCAGGGACUCAGUGCCGCUGCAUCCAUGCCUACCCGGUUUGAUCCCACCAUGCUCGGUUCUGCCAUUAUCUCCGCUGCAAAGGACGGCGUAGAUCGCUUUGGAAACCCCCUGAGUUCUUCCGCCGCUGCCGGCACAACGUCUACGUCUGGCUCAGCUCUUAACAGCACUUCAGCAGCGUCGUCUCCGGUCCCGGCAGCCCCAGCCCAGCCGCCCUCGCAUGCACAUACCCCAUCUGAAAGCACCGCUACUCUCAACGAGAACCUCAAGAACAUUGGAAAGUUCUUCCGUCGAGAUUUGGGUGGCUUUGGUGGUAGGUUUGGGAGGGGUGCUGAAGAGUAA
Molecule: messenger RNA, 2583 nt
Organism: Penicillium riverlandense
Lineage: Eukaryota; Fungi; Ascomycota; Eurotiomycetes; Eurotiales; Aspergillaceae
Product: putative GARP complex subunit Vps53
Exons: 3
Coding region: 1-2583 (860 amino acids)
Biological process (GO): retrograde transport, endosome to Golgi
Cellular component (GO): GARP complex
Source: RefSeq, a predicted model, not a curated record